Messenger RNA from Porites lobata, 4055 nucleotides. The record is from the annotation of a GenBank genome assembly. NCBI's taxonomy places the organism in Eukaryota, Metazoa, Cnidaria, Anthozoa, Scleractinia, Poritidae.
AUGGCGUUUUGGUUCAUACCGUCCGGUAAGCGAAUUUUCCUCGUAAAUUUAUUCAUUAUCUUUAGUGUAUAAAAAGAAAAUCUCACACGUCAAACCGAAAUGGGAAUUUAAUGUUGCAACUAUCAUCCCAAACCGUUUUAGAGCUAACCGGGUUCAACCGAAUCAAUUGCCGUAAAGAAAGCCGAAAUUUGUCAAUGUUCUUUCUAUUCUAUCGCCUCACGUGAUGUAAAAUUUUAUUAUUAUUCCGUUGGAAUUUCAUUUGUCACAAAAUGUUUUUAACAUUUUGAAUAUUUGAAAAAAAGAUUAUAUUAAAGAAAACUGACCGUGGCGUUAAUCAAAAAAGAAAACAUUAUUGCUUCUUGUUACGGAACACUCUAUCUAGCAUGCAGGGGCUACAAAAUAAAGGAGCUGCUAAGGGGCAGGGAUAGGAUGCUAUUAACAAAAAAAUAGGUGAUGUAACAAAAAAAAGGUCUAAUUCUGGCAGUCCGACACUGAGAUAUGUCAAUAUCAAAAGAGCGAGAACUUUCCAGUUAAUAAUUUUAAAGCAUUCUGGCCAUUGUAAUAAAGACGCUAUCAGAGCACUUGAAUAUAGUUUUAUUGUAGUAUAGGUUUUCAAAAACAGGAAAACAAUUCUUUUUUAAAGAAGAAGACAACGAAUUAUCAUUUCUUUCCUUGUCCGUAUUUUGUAAUAAUUCUGUUGCUAAGUACACUGUGUCUGUUAUUUAUAUAUUUUAAUCAGCAAAUUACUGAAAAAUAAUUAAUUCUUAAUUGUCAAUAAAAAUUCACUCCUUUUUUAACUCUGGGCAUGUAUGCAAUGAUGACUUCAGUUGUUCUAAAUGCUCCAGGAACUUGUUGAAGGCCAUCUAGAAUGCCCCUAUAGAGCUCCAAAAUUCAUUUUUUAAAAAACAACUUUACAGUAGUCUUAUAUUUUUUUUGUCAUACUAGAGCAAGUUGACUCUUUUCGAAUUUAUUACUAAUUUCUUAUAAUUUUCCAAAAAUUCUGAACUACUUGAAUCUUUAGCGAAAAUGAGAGAUACCCCUUUCAGUCACUAUUUUUUAAACCGAAAGUUUACAGUGCGACUACGCGAACCGGAACACUUGGAAGAAGAUUAUCCAAUCCCAACGUUUCUUGAAAACAAAAGAUUCGCAAGUUUUUUGUGCAAACGGACCAAAACAAUUUAAGGUUUAAGAACCUAAAUGACCUCUCAGGAAACAGUCCUCAAAUUUAUGCACUCACGUUAAUGGUCCGUUUGCAAAAAAGCUUGAGAAUCUUAAACGUUGUGAUUGGAUUAUCUUCUUCUAUAAGUACCCCAAUGGCUGCUCUGCAAUGACGUCCGGCGUUAAACUGUGAAGUGUUGAAAAUUCUGUCAACCAUCUAACUGGCUGGCUCUAAUCUGUUGGAAAUGGCUCUCGUUAGAAGAGUUUAUGUACAUGCUUUGGAUUGUUUACUAAAACUCAGAUGCAAUGCAUUAAGUUUUUCUUAUUUUAUUAUUAAAAAUACUUUGCCCUUGAUUUCUUAUGACGGAUAGAGGCUUGUUUUUCAUCGUCCUUCCGUCAUCUAGUGAUUAUCAAUAUACUUAAAGAACGACUAACAAUUAUGUCUCACUUAUUAAGUAUAUUAUUCUGUGGGAGAUUUUCUAGGAAGUUGUGGCUUGCUACCUUUUCGGAUUCCUAAUUUAACUUAUAAAAAUUAUCCGAUUUACCCCGAUAAAACGUUCGUUCAACAUUUGAGUCCGCAUUAGAAAAAAAGGUAAAGCUUGGCGAGAAAUAUCCUCAGUUUAUAAAUAGAGCUAUUGACUAGAAUUCAGAGAACAAACAAAACCGAGAGGGUGGUCGGCGUGCAAAGUAACUUCUCGCGCGUAUUGUGUUGUCUCCUUCUGAGUAGGCAGUUCCCUCUCAGGGUUUGUUGCUGAUUAAUAAAAUACCUUUUAUAUUUUAUCUGUUGUCUCUUAGGGUACGUUCCCGCGACAGUAUUCUUGGUUUUCAUCAUAAUAAUUUUAAUUGGUCUCCUUGCAACAUACUACUGCCUGAGCAAGGAGCUAUGCCCAUGUUCCAAGAUGGAGCCCGUCCAAAACAAGGGCGCGGGCUACGAGGAACUAGGGGAGGAACCCGCUGCAGAUAGUGGUAAUUCAGAGGAAGAAGAGGAAGAAGUAGCUGCCUCGGAGGAGGAAGAGAAAGAUGGUGGCCCGCAGAGGGAUCAGGAACUUCCCCCGGAAACACUGAAAAUGUUCGGAACCGACGAGGAAGUUCAAAAGAGCGUGUCAGCAUACGGUGAUAUUCAAGUAGAUACGGGACUGAAGGAAGUCGAUCGGGUCCCAGUUUACGGCACUGUUCAUUUACAGUUAGGCUAUUCACCCAAUGUUGGUCGCUUGACGGUCACUAUUUUAGAUGCACGCGAUGUUCCCGGCAAAAGUCGAGGAGGCAGCUCACAUUGUCGCUUUCAUCUUCUUCUACUUCCUUCGCGCAAACAGCGCUUUAAAAGCAAGACGCGUUCCACAGCAAAUCCUAAAUUCGACGAGAAGUUUGUCUUUGAUCGCAUCUUACAGCAGGACUUGUUUAGAAUGGCCAUCAGAAUCAGACUUUAUGGACAUGAUAAACUCGGAAAGGAGAAACUGAUCGGUGAACAUCUUUUUCAGCUGGCGGAUGUGGCCCAAUCAAAGGAUAAGAAGUUGGAUGUAUGGAGAGACCUAAGGGCUAAUCUGUCCGGAAGCACCACGCCUUAAUGUUAAGGACUACUAUUCUACAUUUUUCUGUAAUAACGGCCAUUAGGGAAUUUUUAGGCUGCGAAAACAGCCGUCUCUCUCCUCGCUCCUUGCCGCUUGAAACGUCCCUUGUGGCAAGUAGCGUGGUGAGUCGACGGCUCUUUUCGCGGGCUAGGCAAUUUCCAACUUAUUAACAUAAUAUAAAAACCUUUGAAAGCGAUGAAUAUUUUAGUACCUUAAAGGGGCACUGUCAUGUUAUUUGCUAUCUUUUUAAGAAGCUACAUGAACUCGUCUUCGAUCAAUUCAGUUGCAAAUUGGAGUAAUGGUCUAGUCAGUUUGUUAUUCUUAAAAUGACGAUAUUUGACACUAGCCUGAAACUGUCUCCCGUUGUGUAAUCUGUUGCAAUGGACGUCAGGGAUGGCUUCAAACUUGAAACGGUUGGGCCAACCUUUUCAAGUUGAACAAUAUACCUGCAAACCCAAAAGAAUAUUCCUGAUAAAAUAGGCCAAUCCGAGUUCCAAAUACUCUUACUUUUAAAACUUGACUAAGAGCAAAACCUUUCUUGUCAAAAUGAGUUUAUCUGCAUGAUUCUAAAAAAUCAUUUCCAUAUCAAUAGCUUGGUUCUUAGCCUCACUUUGAAACAGAGGCUUGCGGUAACCCGAAAAUGGCUUAUUUGUUUGAUAUCUUUUCUCAUUUUACAGCAGCAUUUUAUUUAUGGGUUAAGGCCAGAAUUGACCUAAAACAGCAAUAUCCUCGUGACAUACCUCCUUUAUUUUCAUGCGAGAUUAUUUUGAGUUGUAGCGCAAUGAUGGGCUCGUUGUUAAAGAAAAGAUACGUAAAGAAAACCAGGCCAGGCCACUGUGAUGCGUCGACUGCCAUGCAGACUCCCUCCAAAUAUAAAACCGUUCACUUAAGUUGCAUUUGUAAGAGAGAACGUGCAGCCUGAUCUAGGGCUUCUUUGAUUCUUGGCCUACUGUCUUCGUACGCAGAGAUCACAGGCUUCUCGUUCUUAGUGGGCAGUUGGUCGCGGGGCGAAACUCUGGUGUCAACGGAUUUGGAGAAAAAUAAAUCUUGAAGUAAAUAAAUUCUCAGUUGAAAUACUACGACAAUGAAAGGUUGAAAAUCGUCUUCUGAUUAGGAUUCGUUAGGGAAGUGUUCUUUAUAAACAACCAGAACAAAAAAAUAUAUAUUAUUUCUCCCCGUCUUUGGGUAAGCCUCUAUACCCGUCUGUGGAUAUCAUGUUCAUCCGCUGACCUAAAAGCUUCAGAGCUCUGAUGGUUCCGUUGGAAAAGAUAAUGGCGGCUGGUGUUUGUAAUAAAUAGGCAGUCAUUUACACGAUUUCACCAGCUCAAG